AUGAUGGAGGACAAAGGCCCUCGUGUAGCCGACUACUUUGUUGUGGCCGGUCUAACAGACUCAUCCACGCCUUUGGAUCGGGAAAUCCACUUUGAUGACGCCUGCCACAAAACUGCCAAGCCCAAGUCACCCAUCACUGAUGUGGCAGUGGUGAUCCGCUCCAUGGGCGAUGAGGUUCCACCAGGGUUCACGUGUAUUGAGACGACACCAGGUGGUCAUUGUGCUGACCUCAAUAACGGAGGGCUCAUGCUACCCCAGAUUUUCCUAUGUUACAGACGAGGUUGUGACAAGCCACCACUCAUUGAUCUGGGUGUUCUCUAUGAGUGGAAGGAGAGGUUGAAACAGGGCUGUCACGUUAUACAGACCACACCCUCUGGUCGCCCUGCCAAUAUCAGUGGAAACUCCUCCCAGCGCAUCUAUGUCACUUACCGACGGGCACCUGAGAGCCAACCGCAUGCUGCUCUGGCUGUCACUGACAUCUGUAUCAUUAUCCCAAGCAAGGGAGAGACUCCUCCCCACACUUUCUGCAAGGUGGAGAAAAAUCUUAACAGUAGUAUGUGGGGUUCGUCCGUUUACCUAUGUUAUAAGAAGUCUGUGACCAAGACCAACUCGAUAGCAUACAAAGCAGGAUUAUUCAGCAGAUAUCCAGAGGAAGACUAUGAGUCCUUUCCACUGCCAGAAUCUGUUCCUCUCUUCUGCCUUCCCAUGGGAGCCACAAUUGAGUGUUGGCCCGUCAGCACCAAAUACUCACUGCCUGUUUUCUCUACAUUUGUUUUAACUGGAGCCUCCGGAGAGAAGGUGUAUGGUGCUGCCAUACAAUUCUAUGAACCCUACCCACAGGAGUGUCUGACUGAUCAACAGAGCUCCCAGCUGGGUCUGCUUAACACAGACACACCCAAAGCCUCCCCCUGCAACAGCCCAACUGAUGUCACCCACAAUACCACUUCCCCCACCUGCUCAGUCUACACCAACAAAUGUAUCUGCUUGCUCUCUCACUGGCCCUUCUUCGAUGCUUUUCGCAAGUUCCUCACCUUUCUGUAUCGGUAUUCCAUCUCUGGGCCUCAUGCUCUGCCCAUUGAGAAGCACAUUUCUCAUUUCAUGCACAAGGUUCCCUUCCCUUCUUCUCAGAGGCCUCGCAUCUUGGUGCAGCUUUCCCCCCAUGACAGUCUGAUGUUGAGCCAGCCAGUAUCUUCUCCAUUACCACUCAGUGGCGGUCGUUUUUCCACAUUGCUCCAGAACCUGGGCCCAGAGAAUGCUGUCACCCUGCUGGUGUUUGCUGUCACUGAACAAAAGAUUCUGGUUCACUCAUUACGGCCCGCAGUCCUGACCAGUGUAACUGAAGCUCUGGUGUCUAUGAUCUUCCCAUUCCACUGGCCUUGCCCAUAUAUUCCUCUUUGCCCUCUGGCCCUAGCUGAUGUGUUGAGUGCCCCAUGCCCAUUUAUUGUAGGAGUGGACUCUCGGUAUUUUGAGCUUUAUGACCCGCCACCAGAUGUGAGUUGUGUGGACCUGGACACAAACACCAUAUUCCAUAAUGAAGAUAAGCGAACACUCACAUGGAAGAGCUUGCCCAAGAAAGCCUGUAAAAAUCUCAUGAAUGUGUUGAACAACCUCUACCAGCAACUGCUUGAUGGCCAGUACCGGUCUGAUAGCCUGCUAGAGCUGAGCAUCAGUGAUUUAACGGAAUUAAGCUGUGGCAAAAGUCUCCAUACCUUGGAGCUAGAGAUCCAGGAAACCUUUCUGCGCUUCAUGGCAGCCAUUUUAAAGGGAUACCGCUCUUUUCUGCGACCUAUUACCCAGGCACCAUCUGAGAAAGCCACAGAUGCCAGCUCACUUUUUGACUUGCAAGGGUUCUUGAAAAGCCGUGACCGCUCCCACCAAAAGUUCUACUCGCUGAUGACCAAAACCCAGAUGUUCAUCCGUUUUAUUGAGGAGUGCUCCUUUGUAAGCGACAAAGACGCAAGUCUGGCCUUCUUCGAUGACUGCGUGGAAAAACUUUACAGUUCUGAUCGGAGUGCUGAAAAGGGUGUCAAGGUAGAUGGUGACAGGCCAGAUGAGACCAAGCUGAUAGAGACUGAUGAGUCCCAUCGAAGUGAGCACACAGUUUUCAUCACACCUCCAGAGUUGCCUCUUCUGCCUGAGGGUGAAGAGCAUCCACUAUGCUACAGAUAUGAUGGCUUCCCGGUGUUAAGUCUUGACCUGUUUGACCCAGUGGAGGGCCUACAGACACCUGCCUCCCGCCUUAAUGCCAGGCACAGCUGCCCCACCAGCCCUGCACCAAUGUUUAGGCGCAGCAAACAGGAGAUUAAAUCAGCCCAGAAAAUAGCCAAAAAGUACUCAUCGAUCCCUCAGCUUUGGUCCAUGUGCCUCCUCCGCCAUUGUUACGGCCUCUGGUUUAUCUGCCUGCCUGCAUAUGUGAAGGUUUGCCAUUCCAAAGUGCGAGCACUUCGUACUGCCUAUGACGUCCUCCGGAAGAUGCAGUCUAAGAAGCUCCAGCCCCCCGAUGAGGUGUGCUACAGAGUGCUCAUGCAGCUUUGUGGACAGUAUGGUCAGCCUGUCCUUGCUGUAAGGGUCCUAUUUGAGAUGAAGAAAGCUGGAGUCCACCCCAAUGCCAUCACAUAUGGCUACUACAACAAGGCAGUGUUGGAGAGCACAUGGCCAACCAGCACCAGAGGAGGUUAUUUCCUAUGGAUGAAGUUGAGAAAUGUGGUUCUGGGUGUGGCUCAGUUUAAGCGUUCACUGCGGAAACAUGCCCCUCUUACACAAAGCCCCUUUUCAGAUGGCAGUGACAUGGAUGCUGUUAGUCACGGCAGCUUGGAUAGCACUGCUGACACUAAUUUGAAUGAGCAAGGCUCCUACACUGCUGACACCAUUAAAGUAGAUCCUACAGAUGAUAGAUCAAGCACAGUUGGCCACGUGGGCGGUGGCGUGGGCUCCAGGGCCCACUCACGCCGAGGGGGUUCUGAGCUCAGAAAACCCGCUCUUUAUCCAGGAGACCAAUCAGAUUUGGGUUAUAACUCACUGUCCAAAGAGGAGGUUCGCAGAGGAGACAGCUGUGCUCAGGACUCUGUUCAUGUCAAGGAUGACAAGAAAGAGAGUGACUGCAGCUCUUUGUCUGAAACAGAGAGCACCAAAGGAAGUAAAGACUGUCUACCUCAACUGGACACGGAAGUCAGUUCUUCCAUGCAUUCCCGAGGCAUCGUUCGAAGAACCUGUCAUUAUGACAAUUUCAAAAGUAGCGCCAAGACCUCUGCAAGCACAGGACAUGUGGCAGGUCUUCUCUUCACUUCUUCUCUGGAAGAAAUAGGUGAGAUCCAAUCGAACAGCUUGCUCAGGAGACACAAGAGUACUCUGGAAGAAGUGGUCGGCGGUGGCUCUGCUUUUGACUGGCAGGGUGUAAAGCGACAUUAUCCGAGUGGUGACAAAGUAUGCACCCGUGGUCGUGGCUCUACUGUGCUCGGUCUGAGUAUGAGGCAGGGUGAAACUGACCCAGUUAAAAUCGCAGGACAUCUUGGUGCUGACGCAAAAAUUCUUUGUAAUUCCAAACUCGGUAAGAACAUGAGACCUCGGUCAUUGGCACUGAGCGAUUUAAAGGAGACUGCUGUCACCAGCGCUUGUGAAGAUGAAGCAGAAAGACAGGACUCCAGUGAUGAGGACACAAAUAAUGUUGAGGCUAUUUUUGAUUUGGAGGAUUUAGAUAGAACUACCACAGGACUUGGAAUCACCUCUCCCCAAACCUGCAGAUCUCCUAAGAGUCCUAUUGAAUGCAGUCCAAGUUACUCCGGCAUGAGCAAUGUGACAUCAAGCGGAACUGUGAACCGCACGGGCAUAGAGACUGGCAAUGACCCUCUAUCCCUGCUUGCUGCUGAGUCCCAGUCAGAGCAGCAAAAGAAAGACCCAUCCCCAGAGGACGCCAACACAUUCACUGCCAACAGGCAUUUGGCAAGGGAGAUCGAGCUGUACAUGAAGCACAUGGGUAGCCCACUGAGCAGUCGUACGCCGAGCGUGGACUUGCAGGACGCAGCUAGCCCCUUCAUCUUCCACCCUUCUUCACGCUCUGCUGCACGACGAUCUAGCUUACCCCAUAGCUCCUCUAUUAGGACUACAGCGGUCCCACGUUCUCGCACCUUCCACCCUCCUUCACCACCUCAGCCAGUCUCCCGUCAACGGCUGUGGUCGUCGCCACCCCGUCGCAGCGCUAGCACCACACCGAGCCCUUGUCCAAGCCCGCGUGCAAAGACAUGUAGGGAGUACACAAGUAGGAUGCAAGUCACGAGCCCUUCGCCACCCUCCUCUUCUUUUGCUCUCGACACGCUACUGACUCCAACUUUGGAUGUUUUCAAAACCAGUAUGGUCUCUGCUGGUAAAGGUGUUGCAGAGAAGGCCAGUCGUUGGUACUCACGUCUGGCCACAUACACCACACCAACCAAGGAUACACAAAGUCACCGUCUCAAUGUUUCUUCACUUGAUGUUGGUGAUUUGGCUUGCUUCUCUGGUGAAGAUGAGGAACACUACAGGGAGUCAAAGAGCUAUGCCGUCUCCCCACAAAAGAAUGGGCCUCUUGGCCCAAAGGGAUCUCGUAGGAGUCCAAGACCCAGCCCUUUCCAAAGUAGGAUAAACAGCCCCACUGCAUCAUCAAGCCUCAGAAGACCAACAUCCCUGAUUCCUGGCUGUGAACUUUCCCCGCCUGGCUUCCCCCUUUCAGACAAGUCAGAUGUGGGCUCUUCACGCUACACUAGCAACACCAGCAUCUUCAAUAAUUAUGCAAUGGAGCUGCUGAUAUCCAGCUGUUCGCGCUGUAAGACCUGUGACUGUCUAGUCUACGAUGAGGAAAUCAUGGCUGGUUGGACAGCUGAUGACUCCAAUCUAAACACCAUCUGCCCCUUCUGUGGAAACCCCUUCUUGCCUUUUCUCAACGUAGAGAUAAGGGACACGAGAGGACCCGGCAGGUUGUUCUUAAAGGGAAGCACAUCCGUGGAUGAUGCGAUGAGCUCUUCAUAUUCGGCCUCCACAGGCUUUGACACAGGGACGUCCACUUUGUCUACCCCCUGUCCUAACAAAACAAUCUCACCUCCCUCCUCUAUGAUUUCUAUACAAAACUGUUCAGUGAGCUCGAGAACUCGACCUGCCAAAUCUCACGGUAUCGACAUCCCCUCAGACUGGCGCCAUGGGGGUCUUUGUUCCGGAAUGGCCAUGGCUCGAAGCGUCAGUGCCUUUGGUCCUAUGGGUGAUAUGACCCAAUGCAGCCCUUUUAUGCCGAUGUCGGGCAGUUUACCCAGCCGCUUGAAUGAAACUACUGACCCACUGAAUAUUGACUGGAGCCUCCACAAUCCUGAGCCAGUGACUGUUCCAUACCUGAGUCCACUAGUGCUGUGGAAGGAGCUGGAGAGCCUUCUGGAAAAUGAAGGCGACCAAGUAAUUACAGAAGCGGACAUGGUGGACCAUCAUCCUAUUAUCUUCUGGAACCUUGUGUGGUACUUCAGACGGCUGGACUUGCCCAGCAACCUGCCCGGACUCAUCCUCACAUCUGAGCACUGCAACAGGGACUCCCAGGUCCCUCGUCAGUGGAUGUUGGAGGACAGUAAACACGUCUUGAUUCAGAUACUGUGGGACAACUUGAAGCUGCAGCAGGAUCCCGUGCAGCCUUUCUACAUUCUAUGGAACACGUACAGGUUUAAUUGUACUCUGUUGUUAGAAAAUGUGGGCUACUCUGUGACCCGAACUGUACCCAAAGAGGAGAAGGCCUUCACAGAGGAGCUUUUGCAGAGCGUGGUGAGAUGUAUCCAGAAGAACGACGUUGGACGACCGAUGGCUCACCUGCUCGAGCUACAGGACCAGACGCUCGGGCUCAGAAGACAAAGGAGUUUGUACAGAGACCUUCUCUUCCUUUCCCUGGUGGCGCUGGGAAAAGACAACAUUGAUGUUGACGCCUUCGAUCGCGAGUACAAGCUGGCCUAUGACCGGCUGUCGCCGAGCCUGGCCAAGCUCACGCACAACUGUGACCGUCCCCCCAGUGCAGGCGUCAUGGAGUGUCGCAGGACAUUUGGGGAGCCCUACCUCUAA
Nerophis lumbriciformis (worm pipefish) is the source of this 6060-nucleotide messenger RNA. The record is from RefSeq and is a predicted model, not a curated record. Lineage: Eukaryota; Metazoa; Chordata; Actinopteri; Syngnathiformes; Syngnathidae.